This is a messenger RNA of Anastrepha obliqua, 2545 nucleotides long. RefSeq names its product early endosome antigen 1 (gene Rbpn-5). Gene Ontology annotation, molecular function: GTPase activator activity; metal ion binding. The record is from RefSeq and is a predicted model, not a curated record. The coding region runs from base 81 to 2033 and encodes 650 amino acids. Gene Ontology annotation, biological process: endocytosis. Gene Ontology annotation, cellular component: intracellular membrane-bounded organelle. NCBI's taxonomy places the organism in Eukaryota, Metazoa, Arthropoda, Insecta, Diptera, Tephritidae. The transcript is spliced from 7 exons.
GUACUAGAGAAAGAAGAAUAAAGUUUAUAAUUCUUGGGAAAGUUCAUUUUACGAAAUAAUAAUGCAAAAUUCGGCUUAAAAUGGAAGGAAAAGAAAGUAAUACAUCCGCUCCUAUGGAAGGGCCGGCGUUGAGAGAGGGGGAAAAUUUGCAAGAGCUUGUCGAAACUCUGCGGGAGGAGCAAAGAAAAAUGCAAAAGGAAUUUAAUGCACAACGGGCGAAAAUGAAAGAUCUCUACUUACAGAAGGAGACGGAGCUGACAAAAUGUCAAGCCGAUCGUAAUAACUUGCAGCGCGAGUUAGACGAGCUGAAGAGUCAAUUUGUGGUUGCCGAUUUGAAGUCUGAAAAUGAGUUGCAUUUGAAAGAGAUGAAAGCGCAAGAGGAAAUUUCUUCAUUGCAGCAAUUAGUCCAAGAUACAAUUGAAGAGUCUACAAUUUUAAAGGCUGAGUUAGAACGGUUAAAGGAAGAAAGCAAUCGGCUUUGGCAGGAAAAUCGGGAAUUGCGGGAUAAUGUACAGCAACAGCAAACGGAACCCACUGGGUUGGCGCCGCAGCAAAUGUUAAGUCAAGUGAAAAAGACUUUGCGGAAAUUCGGUGGCGAAUCUGCUGGAAAUGUGCUGUCCAAUAGUUUCACCCAGCAAGAUAGCUUUGAUGACAACAAACUCAGAACUAGUAAAAGAGACUAUGCACAAGAGGAUGCUGAAGUUUUACGUUCAAUUGUUGUGCAAUUGCAAGAAGAAAUGGCUGUAUUGAAAGAGAAAAUUCGCGAAGCAGAUGAAGAACUACGAAAUUCUAAUGCAGCUGCAAAUGUCAUGCCGAAAGAAGAUGAAACGCCGAAGGACGAUACAUCUAUUAAUAAAUCAACUUCCAUAGAUAUCAAUGCUAUUACCUGUGAUGCUUGCUUACAAUAUGAGAAAAAAAUACAAGAGCUACAUGCAAAGAGCACUGAGGAUCAAGCUACCAUUAGUGCAAUGCAAAAGGCUGUUUCAAUGUCGCGAGAAGAUUUACAAAAGGAAGCGGCAUUGCGUAAAGACUUGGAAGAUCAAUGGCAAGAGAGACGUGAAGCUCACAAAACAGAAGUACAAAAAUUGCGCGAGCAAGUGAAAUCGAACGAAGAGCAAUUACUGGAAUUGCAACAAAAAUUUCUUGAUACAAAGGAAGAGGUAAUGAGACAGUUACAGCGCGUCACAGACGAUCGUGAAAUCGUCAACAAGCAAUUGGAAACCUUGCAGGCAGAUAAUGACUUUCUUUCGGGUCGUUACUUGGCCUCGUCGGAGGAAAUUGAAAGUCAAGUAAUUAAUUUGCCCAACACCGUUGAGGAGUUACAGGAAUUGAUAUUGCAACAACAAAACGAUCUCAUACAAGCGCGCGUGAGCAGCGAGUUUGAGCGUAAAAAAUGCGUUACUUCCCUGGAUGAGAUACAAAUUUUGCGUGAUCAGUUGGAAAAAAGCAAUAAUGAGCGACUGUCUUUCAAGAAAAAGAUGCAAGUAGACAACAAAUCGUGGGAGGAUCGCUUGACCGAACAUUUGCUGACUAUUCAAACGUAUGAAACAGCAAAGGCGACACUAGAAAGAAAGGAAGCUGAGUUGAAUAGACAGUUAUCGAAAUUUCGCGUUGAAGCAAUCGAAUUGCAGGACACCGUUGAAAAGUUAACCAAAGCGAAUGCGGAUUAUAAGACAAAAGUCAAAAUUUUGCAAGAAGAAUUAGCCACAAGUGAGCACGUGCAGAAGGAUUUUGUAAGACUGUCCCAAAAUUUACAGAUGUCAUUGGAAAAACUACGCAAAUCUGAUACCGAAGUGCGCUGGCAAGAGGACGAAGAUGUAGACAAUUGUCCCACAUGCAACACCUGCUUCACAGUAACAGUACGCAAAAUUCAUUGCCGCCAUUGCGGACACAUCUACUGUGACAAAUGUCUGACGAAGACCGUGCCGUCAGGCCCACGCAAAAAAAUUGUACGUGUCUGUGAUAUUUGCCAUACACUGCUAAAACCAAACACAGCGCCCUACUUUAGUCAGGAGCCGCUACCCACUAACUAGGCAACAACAUUCUAAUUCGUUUAUAUUUACUUUUAAGUACUUGAUACUGAAUUGCAAAUUAUUUAGAUAGUCUGACAAUUUAAUGUCUCAAAAAUGUAUCGUUUACUAUUACUUAGAGAAAAGAUAAUUUAAAAUACAAGAAUCGAAAUAUCGAAAUAGUUUUUGUUUCACGUUGGUAAAUAUUGUUUGUUAAAAAUUUGUAAAAAUUGUUCAAUGAAUCAUGUUUUAAAAUUAGUCUGUGUGCGUAAAUCGUAUGGUAAAUAUAUAUAUUAUAUAAAAAAAAAAAAACAAAAAAGGAAGCAGUCAUAUCCUGUAGCAGCUCCAUUCAUUGAAAGAGAAACAACUUGGUUUUAUUUUUGUUUUAUGAAAAGAAAAUUCUAGCAUUGCUAAUAAACUAUUGCCAACAUUAUACAUAUAUAUAUAUUUUAUUAUAUUAAAAACAAAACAAAAUUAUAAGCAUAAUUAGCAUAAAGUGCGUGUUGAAAUAAAACUUAAAAUAUGUUUAAACUCUA